CCCGCUUAUAAAUAGUAAGAAUUAAAAAAAUAAAAGAAAGUAUCGUUACGGAUCGCGUACAUAACACAUGAUACAGCGAGUAGAUGUGAAAGAUGUAGUUAGAUCUAGUAAAUGUAAUAUAUCUAAAGUAUAAAAGUAGUGAUGACCUAGAAUGCAACAAACUAUCAAAUCAAGUUGAGAGAAAAAGGCAUGAAAGAAACUCACAGCACACCUGUGUAGCUAACUAUAACUGUACGUACGCAUUGUAAAUAAAUUCAUCGAUGUGUGCGCUCGUUGAAUUUUAAGUAGGAAAAGCCGAAAGGAAUGUGAAGUAAUAUAACUACGAUCUUGCUAACAAUAUUAUCAGACACCUGUCAGAGUUACCGAGUUAAUGUCAGCUCUGUUAUUGUUCAGUGAUUUAUUUUUAUUUAAAUGAUUUGUUGUUUUGACAGUGGGAAUAAAGUUGUUCAAAAAUGCCGGAUAGUAUUGAAGAGAAUAUACGACGGGUUUUAGGAGGAUUUAAAUUGGAUGAUGGAGAAGAAAUUUGUGAUUAUCCUCUGGGACAGCAGAAUGAAAUUAUUGAAACAAAAGGAAUAAAACCAACAUCGACCUCCAACUACCUUCCAAUAUGUCAAAAAACAGUCACCUACAUAGUAGCAGCAGUGAUAAUAAACGACAAAGACCAAGUGCUGAUGAUUCAAGAAGCAAAGGCAUCUUGUGCCGGAAAAUGGUACUUACCUGCUGGAAGAGUCCAGCCGAAUGAGUCGCUGAUAGCAGCAGUGAAGCGGGAGGUGUUGGAAGAAACCGGGUUGACGAUGGAGCCCAAAUCGUUGCUGAUGGUCGAGUGUGCCAGCGGUUCUUGGUUCAGGUUCGUCAUGCUGGGUGAUGUAACCGGCGGAGUGCUCAAGACACCCGACCAAGCUGACCAGGAGUCCUUGCAAGCUUCAUGGGUCAGCAAUGUCGACGAUUUAUCGCUUAGGUCGACUGAUAUCUUGCCUCUGAUUCAGCGCGCGAGGGAUCACAAGAGUGGAGGCAAUCCACCUUGGCAUUUACCUCUGCUGCCGGUUGAAAAAUCAUCGAGCAAACUUUUCAUACGGCUUAUUGUCUGUAUAAAAAGAAAAGCUACCAACCGGAUGCAUGUUUUAAUAUCGGAAAAAAAUUAUUUACAUUUACCGGUUUGUGAAAUUAAUCCCAGUAAGAAUUUACAUUCAACUUUACAUAAAUUUAUGGUGGAAAUUUUUGGCCACAAUGUAGCUCAACACAGACCUCACGGAUUAUUAUCAGUAGAAUACAGCGGAGAACAACCAGGCGACGGUGUUUGCUUUACAAUACUAGUGUCAUUCCGUCCAGCUCUUGAAGAAGUUCCUAUCAUGGGGAAAUACGUCUGGCAUGAAGUCAGUAAGAAUAUUGCUGAAUUAAUUGCUACGAGGUUACCUCGCAAUAUGGCUAUACCAUUGAAUGUAGUUCGCUGAUUAAUUUAUUUACAAAAAAUUAAUUCUUAAUUU
Messenger RNA from Cotesia glomerata, 1484 nucleotides. Its product is annotated as 8-oxo-dGDP phosphatase NUDT18-like. The transcript has 4 exons. The record is from RefSeq and is a predicted model, not a curated record. Gene Ontology annotation, molecular function: 8-oxo-GDP phosphatase activity; 8-oxo-dGDP phosphatase activity; magnesium ion binding. Bases 453 to 1451 code for a protein of 332 amino acids. Lineage: Eukaryota; Metazoa; Arthropoda; Insecta; Hymenoptera; Braconidae.